Pistacia vera is the source of this 552-nucleotide messenger RNA. RefSeq lists its product as uncharacterized. Gene Ontology annotation, molecular function: DNA helicase activity. Lineage: Eukaryota; Viridiplantae; Streptophyta; Magnoliopsida; Sapindales; Anacardiaceae. The transcript is spliced from 3 exons. The record is from RefSeq and is a predicted model, not a curated record. Bases 1 to 552 code for a protein of 183 amino acids. Gene Ontology annotation, biological process: DNA repair; telomere maintenance.
AUGGCAUAUAUUGUGAAACAGCAAACGGGAAUGCAAACAGCUAGAUUCAGUGAUGAACAACUACAAAAUCAUGCAUUGAUUGAAAUUGAAGACUUGAUUAAGAAGGGAGGGAAAACAAUGGCUGAUUUCCAUGGAAUUCCGAUUCCAAAUCAUUCUGAAUUUGAGAGUAUUGCUGCAUUGUUAUUACCUGGAGGAAGAACAACACAUUCACGUUUUCAGAUACCUUUAGAUAUCACUGACAAGAGUACAUGCGAUAUUAAAAAGGGCACGCAAUUGGCAGAUCUUAUCUGGAAAAUGUGUUUGAUAAUUUGGGAUGACGCACCUAUGGCAAAUAGAAAUUGCUUUGAAGCUCUUAAAAGAUCAUUGAAAGAUAUUUUAUAUGAUGAUGACCAAUCAAACGUUGACAAGAUGUUUGGAGAAAUAGAUGUAUUAGAAGAUGAAAGCCUGUUAGAAAUUCCUUAUGACUUAAAUCUUACUGAAGAUUGUGCUCCACAAGAGACAAUUCUCAAUGUUGUUUUCCCAGGUUUAUGUGAUCAGAUAGGAAAUGCUUAG